Molecule: messenger RNA, 1250 nt
Organism: Abrus precatorius (Indian licorice)
Lineage: Eukaryota; Viridiplantae; Streptophyta; Magnoliopsida; Fabales; Fabaceae
Product: (+)-neomenthol dehydrogenase-like
Exons: 6
Coding region: 69-986 (305 amino acids)
Cellular component (GO): membrane
Molecular function (GO): oxidoreductase activity, acting on the CH-OH group of donors, NAD or NADP as acceptor
Source: RefSeq, a predicted model, not a curated record
AUGUUAAAAUUGGCUUAACCCUCGUUUGAUGAAGCGUGCUGGCUUGUUUUGUUUUCAAUAAAACAGCAAUGGCGGAAGCUGCAAAAAGGUAUGCGGUUGUCACAGGAGCAAACAAAGGGAUAGGAUUUGAGGUGUGUAAGCAAUUGGCUUCUAAUGGAAUCAAAGCGGUGCUGAUUGCAAGAGAUGAGAAAAGGGGUCUUGAAGCUGUCGACGAACUCAAACAACUUGGUUUGUCUGACCAAGUUGUUUUUCAUCAGCUUGAUGUGACUGACCCAAAUAGUAUUGCAUCCUUUGCAAAUUUCAUCAAAACCCAGAUCGGAAAACUAGAUAUCUUGGUUGUAGCAGAAUUGACGCAUGUUGUCAGCCAGGUGAAUAAUGCAGGAAUAGUCGGUGGAAAUGUUGACGUUGAUGGUAUGGAAGCUUCAAUGACUACUGGGGACACACGUGAGUGGACUAAAUUCAUAAUUCCAACAUAUGAAUCUGUAGCAGCAGGUAUUAAAACAAACUACUAUGGUGCCAAAGACAUGUGUGAAGCUCUUAUUCCCCUUCUAAAAUUGUCAAACUCACCGAGGAUUGUUAAUGUUUCGUCCACCCGUGGGAAUUUGGAGUUAAUACCAAAUGGAUGGGCUAAAGAAGUCCUAAGUGACGUUGAAAGCCUGACAGAGGAAAAACUUGAUGAGGUUUUGAAUCAAUUUCUGAAAGAUUUUAAGGAAAGUUUAUUAGAAAACAAAGGCUGGCCUACUGUUUCACCUGCAUAUAAAAUCUCCAAAGCUGUUUUGAAUGCCUACACAAGGAUGCUUGCCAAGAAGUACCCAACAAUUUUCAUUAAUGCUGUUUGCCCUGGGUAUGUUAAAACAGAUUUAAACUACCAACAUGGCCUCUUGACUGUGGUUGAAGGUGCUGAAAGUGUUGUAAGGUUGGCUUUGCUACCUGAUGGCGGUCCAUCUGGCCUAUUUUUCUCUCGAAGUGAAGUGGCACCAUUUUGAUCAAGAGUCUUUAGUAGUUGCAAAGUUGUAAGAGAACUAGAUGACAUUCCCACAUAUCAGCAAACUCAAUUGUGUUUGUAUUAGAUUUUAUAAACUUGGUUUACAGUGAAGCUGAAGUAAUCUUUGAUUGUAAAAAGUGCUGAUUCAAUGUUAUUUAAAUAGUAUUAAUUAAAAUCACCUGGGCAUGACUUACCUCUUGUGAUAGAUUGUGAGUAAGUUGAUACUAUAUUGUUUCACUCGUUGAAAUAUUAUUAUAAUCUUAUU